AGAUUAGAUAGAAACAUAUUUGUGGAUCUUGUUACUUGCAUGAAAAAUAAAAAUUUAUUAUCGGAUGGUCGUUACAUAUCGAUCUGUGGCUGAGCAAUUAGGAAUAUUUUUAUAUAUCAUGGCUAAAGGCAGUUCUUAUCGUGAUGCUGCCGGUCGAUUUCAGCACUCUAUUGCAACAAUUGGGUUGUACUUUAAACAAGUACUGGAAGCAAUGGUUCAUUUGUCUACCGAGAUCAUAAGACCAUACCAAAGUUUGACCGUGGUGCCAAAAAAAAUAGGUGACAGCACAAAAUAUUGGCCAUAUUUCAAGGAUUGUGUUGGAGCAUUGGAUGGGACUCAUAUAAAUGCAGUUGUAAGCGAUGAUGAUGGUGUGGCACAUCGAGGGCGUAAAGGAAAAAAAACAUGGAAUGUUUUGGCUGCCUGUUCCUUUGAUAGGCUUUUUACGUUUAUCAACGUUGGAUUUGAAGGUAGUGCUCAUGAUAUUACUGUAUGGAACCAUUGCUUAACUGUAUCAGAAUUUCGAUUUCCCCAUCCACCUCCAGGAAAAUAUUAUCUAGUAGAUUCUGGAUAUCCGAAUACCGUUGGAUAUUUGAGUCCAAUAAAAGAAAAAGAUAUUAGAACCCAUUUGCCUGAAUUUCGAAAUGGUCCACCACCACAAGGCAUGCUUGAACUUUUUAAUUAUCUUCACUCUUCACUUCGAACAACGAUCGAGAGAUGUUUUGGAUAA
Molecule: messenger RNA, 727 nt
Organism: Chenopodium quinoa (quinoa)
Lineage: Eukaryota; Viridiplantae; Streptophyta; Magnoliopsida; Caryophyllales; Amaranthaceae
Exons: 3
Coding region: 65-727 (220 amino acids)
Source: RefSeq, a predicted model, not a curated record